GCCGCCGAACGCUCCCUCGCUCGUCCGAAUUCGGUGGCGCCACGUCCGCCGAUCUCCGCCUUCUUAUCGGCGACUUGGGCGGCUUCCGCCUCGACACCUUCCACUCGCUGAACGGGCCGUGUCGUGAGGGGCCAGGGACUGGGAGUCGGCGGCUGUGCGCAUCCUGGCCACCUAAAAGGUGAAGAUGUCGGACAUCGGGGACUGGUUCAGAAGCAUCCCGGCCAUCACUCGCUACUGGUUCGCCGCCACUGUCGCGGUGCCCUUGGUCGGCAAACUCGGUCUCAUCAGCCCGGCCUACUUCUUCCUCUGGCCUGAAGCCUUCCUCUAUCGCUUCCAGAUUUGGAGGCCAAUCACUGCCACCUUUUAUUUCCCUGUGGGUCCAGGAACUGGAUUUCUUUAUUUGGUCAAUUUAUAUUUCUUAUAUCAGUAUUCUACACGUCUUGAAACAGGAGCUUUCGAUGGGAGGCCUGCAGACUAUUUAUUCAUGCUCCUUUUUAACUGGAUUUGCAUCGUGAUUACUGGCUUAGCAAUGGACAUGCAGUUGCUGAUGAUUCCUCUGAUCAUGUCCGUACUUUAUGUCUGGGCCCAGCUGAACAGAGACAUGAUUGUAUCAUUUUGGUUUGGAACACGAUUUAAGGCCUGUUAUUUACCUUGGGUGAUCCUUGGAUUCAACUAUAUCAUCGGAGGCUCGGUGAUCAAUGAGCUAAUUGGAAAUCUUGUCGGACAUCUUUAUUUCUUCCUAAUGUUCAGAUACCCGAUGGACUUGGGAGGAAGGAAUUUCCUGUCUACACCUCAGUUUCUGUACCGCUGGCUGCCCAGCAGGAGAGGAGGGGUGUCAGGAUUCGGUGUGCCCCCCGCCAGCAUGAGGCGGGCUGCUGAUCAGAAUGGCGGAGGUGGGAGACACAACUGGGGACAGGGCUUUCGGCUUGGAGACCAGUGAAGCAGCGGCCUCUGGCCUGCCCACCAGCCACUCUGCUCAGAUGAAGUCUCCUCCCAGUGCUGGGCGUGCUUAACCACCGAGUUCUAGCAAACGCUGUUGGACCUGACCCACACUGAAUGUAGUCUUUCAGUACAAGACACAAUUUUUUAAGACCUGAAGAAAAAUAUAAGUGUUCCUCAAGUUUCGUGAUUUUCAUUCAAGUCCUUACUGCUACGAAGAACAAAUAUCAACUGUGCAAAUUUCAGAACUGACUCUCUUUUUUGGUGUCUUCUCUUCCUUUUCUGUCUCAAUAACGGGUUUUGGCAGGUCCUGGUCUGCUGGCACCAAACUGGGAAUCUGGGGUUGGGUCACUAAACCCUUGGCAAAGGGACUCUUACCUCUUUCUUGCACACCUGCCUCCCUCCUUCUUUUUCCAACCCCCACGUUUGCAGCUGGGGGAGGUUGCCCCUGAGAUGGUUCUGCCUUUGACAAGCUCUCUUAUUUAUUGACUUUUGCCAAGGCUUGGGCUCAAAGAACUUGUCCACCAUUUUCUCCCCUUGGUGGCAGAACUAUAACAAUAGGGGAAAAGACUGGACCAGCGGUUGGAGAGCUUUCUCUUUUGGAAUUGCUGGGACCCGAUGUCAGUUGUGACCAUUUGCCACUGCUACAGGUGUUUUUUAUUAAAAAAAAAACAGCACCACUAGGCCAUGAGGACACAGAUUGGUGUUAAUGAGGCAUAGGUUGUUGCUAGGCAUUUUCUUCCUUAAGCGAGGGGAUCACAACUUCAGUGGAGCUGCGUCUUGCACGGGGCCUAGGUGCAAACUGUGUGAGGGAUAGUCCCUUUGCAUCUCAUGUAGGGCAUGCUGGCUUUGCGUGUCCCUGGAGUAGUGGGGUGUGUUGUGCUAGGAAAUUCCAAAUCACACGUGCCCCGGGGAGUCGCUCUCUUUGAGAGGCACCUGGGCAUCGGUUCCAUUUCAUUCUCAUUCUGGAUAUAUGUUUAUUGAAUAGUGUGGAGUGAGAACCUUAUACCCUAUUUAAAUUGUCUUUUUUUUUUUUUUGCCUCUCCCGCCACCUUGAAUGGCCACAUGCUUCAGUUAAUGGUGAGGACACAGUUCCUCUGUACAUAGGUCAUAUUAUAAGAGCUAAUAUAAGCACAUCUAAGUGAAUCACAUAAUUUUGGGUUGUAAUGGCUUUAGAAUCACUUGUGUUUGAGGGUCUUUAUUUUGAGCCAUGAAUGUAGAAGUCAUGAAUGUACAUCAGACCAGCUUAAAUACCCACAACUUUUUUUUUCCCCCGUAGGGGCUUUUUCCAUCAGAGCUAGGC
Messenger RNA from Puma concolor (puma), 2242 nucleotides. It is a transcript of the gene DERL1, whose product is annotated as derlin 1. The record is from RefSeq and is a predicted model, not a curated record. Lineage: Eukaryota; Metazoa; Chordata; Mammalia; Carnivora; Felidae.